Mandrillus leucophaeus (drill) is the source of this 664-nucleotide messenger RNA. RefSeq names its product protein GVQW1-like. The transcript has a single exon. Lineage: Eukaryota; Metazoa; Chordata; Mammalia; Primates; Cercopithecidae. The coding region runs from base 173 to 664 and encodes 163 amino acids. The record is from RefSeq and is a predicted model, not a curated record.
UUUAAUUCUUAAGAAAAGCAGUGUGCCAGGGCCUGCCCUUGCACUUAGAGUGGACUAGGAGGUGCUCCCUUGCUGGGUCUCACUCCAGCCGCGCUUUGCUCCUCUCUGUUCUUGCACUUGCCUCAGUGGCCUCUGCAGCAGAGCCUCAUGCUGGCCCUUCCCUCUGCUUGGGAUGCCCCUGUUAUUUUUCCCUGCAGUCUUGGAGGGCUGGUUCAUUGGUCAUUAUUCACAUGUCAUCUCUGUCCCACCUCGUAGACUGCUGACUCCCCCCGUGGCAUCCUACUUCCGUCGUGUCCUGCAGGUUUGCUUCCUACCUUUGCCUCUUUUUUUUUUCUUGAGACAGUCUCUCUGUGUUGCUCAGGCUACAGUGCAGUGGCACAAUGUCGGCUCACUGCAACCUCCACCUCCCAGGUUCAGGCGAUUCUCCUGCCUCAGCCUCCUGAGUAGCUGGGACUACAGGCACACAUCACCACACCUGGCUAAUUUUUGUAUUUUUUUAGUAGAGACAGCGUUUUGUCAUAUUGGCCAGGCUGGUCUCGAACUCCUGAACUCAAGUGAUCCACCCUCCUCAGCCUCCCAAAGUGCUGGGUUCACAGGCGUGAGCCACCGCGCCCAGCCUACCCUUACCUCUUGGGGACGCCUCUGUGGCUGGACUUUGCUGUGA